AUGGCCGCCGAAAACCGGCCCGCGCAGCCCAAGGCCAUCCUGCGCGGACACAAGGCGCAGGUGCACGCUGCCGCAUUUGUGCGAGGCAACGAGCGGUUGCUGACAGGCGAUGCCGACGGGUUUGUCGUGGCCUGGGACCUGACCGUGAUGCGCCCUCGCGCGGUGUGGCGGGCCCAUGAGAACGCCAUCUUGGGCAUCGCAGGAUGGAGGGACGACCGGCUAAUCACUCAUGGGAGAGACAACAAACUCAUCGUGUGGAAAUUUACCGCCCAGGAAGAAGGCCAGUUGAGCACGAAACUACCGCUGGACGCAUCGACAGAAACCCGGCCGCAGCCAUGGAUGCUGCAUAUGCUGGAGGUCAACACCAUGAACUUUUGUUCCUUCUCUUACUGCCCCGCUACUGCAGGGUCGGGUGCCAUUGCUCCAGGCGAGAUUCUGGUAGCCGUGCCGAAUACCCUAGCCUCCGAAGCUAUCGACAUCUUCCACGUGCCCUCCCAAACCCGGCAGCACACAGUCAAACUCGGCGACAAAAACGGCAUGGUCAUGGCCCUCUCGCUCAUCCGCCAAGGCUCUUCUCUGACCUUGAUCGCGGGCUACGAGAACGGCGUGGCCAUCGUCGCCCAGCUCGGCGACCACGGCAACUGGGCCGUCCGCUACCAGGCAAAAUGCCACAACCAGCCGAUCUUGUCGUUGGAUGUCGACCCGAGCAGGGCCUUCUUCCUCACCUCUAGCGCGGACGCCAUCAUCGCCAAGCACCCACUACCGCCGUCUCUAGUAUCUCAGCCCCAAUCCUCAGCAGCACCACCCCCUACUCCCCCCUCAUCGACAACUCCCUCUUCCCAUCCCUCUUCCCAGCCCAAAUCCUCACCUCCCAUAUCCCUCCUCACAGCCGCCCUCUCCAACAACCCCCAACCGCCCACUCUCACACCCACCACAACCAUCCCCACAACAACCACCGCGAUGAUGUCCACACCUCUGAAAACCCUCAAUACCCACCACGCCGGCCAACAAUCCCUACACAUCCGCUCCGACAGCCGGAUAUUCGCUACAGCCGGCUGGGACGCACGCAUCCGCGUCUACAGCACGGCCACGCUGGCUGAGGUGGCCGUGCUCAAGUGGCAUGCCACGGGGUGUUUUGCUGUUGUUUUUGCUUCGCUGGCUGGUACGGGGACCGGAACGGGGGCGGAAGUGGGUGGUGAUGGGGUUGAUAGAGACGGUGCAGGUGAAGGAGGGAGUCAGAGUCGGGAAGUGGCUGUUGUACCGAAGCUGGUGGAAAUGACGCUGCGGGAGAAGAGGGUGCGACAGGCGAGAGAGGCGCAUUGGAUAGCGGCGGGGAGUAAGGAUGGGAAGGUUAGUUUGUGGGAUGUGUUCUGA
Molecule: messenger RNA, 1374 nt
Organism: Dichotomopilus funicola
Lineage: Eukaryota; Fungi; Ascomycota; Sordariomycetes; Sordariales; Chaetomiaceae
Product: ASTRA-associated protein 1
Exons: 3
Coding region: 1-1374 (457 amino acids)
Molecular function (GO): protein binding
Source: RefSeq, a predicted model, not a curated record